Cicer arietinum (chickpea) is the source of this 1901-nucleotide messenger RNA. RefSeq lists its product as uncharacterized. Lineage: Eukaryota; Viridiplantae; Streptophyta; Magnoliopsida; Fabales; Fabaceae. Gene Ontology annotation, molecular function: DNA-binding transcription factor activity; DNA binding. The record is from RefSeq and is a predicted model, not a curated record.
UUUAUGAUAUUUGAAUAUAUGUGAGAAUAUUUGAUGUGCCUAUGGUAUUUUAAGCUUAAUUAUUUUCCUUACAUUCCAAUUCCAGCAAGUCUCAUUUGCUAAAACACAAAAAGAAACCUACCAACGUAGGGUUUUUCUUCUCAAUCAUCAACAAAUAUAUUUGGAUCAACAAACAUGAAUUAGUGAGUUGCAAAGUUGAUUCAUAGGAUUCUCCGAGAAAUAAUUGGCUUUCUUGGAUCUUGGAAACAAGAGUUGGCUAGUAGCAUCUGUCCAAUCGUUGAAGAUAUCUUGGAAGAAAGUACUUCUUAAGCUUCAUCCUCACCAAUGGAAACAAUAUAGUAACUAGAAGAAGAAAAUUGUGGAUAAAUGGCUGAGAGAAUUUGCAUAUGUGAUGAAGACAAGAGUGAAGGUAGUAGCAGUAUCGACGCGAAACCCUCUUCUGCAAGUCGAAGAAAAUGUUCCUUCUUCGACUUAAACGAAGAGGUGGUGGAUGAUGGAGAUGACAAUGAAAUGAUACUAAUUAGUGAUAGCCAUUGUGGUGAGAUAAUUAGCAACAAUGACAUAUCAUCACAAGAAGAGAAUUUGAGUAGCAAUAAUAAUAAUAAUAAUUGUAGUGAAGAAGGAAAAGGGCGUGGAAGUACGGUUAGGCAAUAUGUUAGGUCCAAAAUGCCUAGGCUUCGUUGGACUCCUGAUCUUCAUUUAGCUUUUGUGCAUGCUGUUGAGAGGCUUGGAGGACAAGAAAGAGCAACUCCAAAGUUGGUUCUCCAGUUGAUGAAUGUAAGAGGACUUAGCAUUGCACAUGUGAAGAGUCAUUUGCAGAUGUAUCGAAGUAAAAAGCUUGAUGCGUCCGGCCAAGUUUUAUCCCAAAAAAGGACAAUACAAGGAAGACAUCAUCACAUUUUGGAUAUGUAUGGAAGAUUUAAUGUAGAAGGACAGUUUGGGGUUGACAAUAAUUAUUUGAACCCAUCGUCUCCACUAAUGAAACAACCAUAUAAUGAAAUCAAAGAUCACGGCGCUUCAAGAUUUCAUCAGAGUGGACUUUUCAACAAUCACAUGAUCUUAAGAUCAAGUUCAGGGUGGGACAAAGAUUUCUAUAAGACAAGUUCUCAUCUAUUUGAUGUAAAGGAUGCAAUAACAAGAAAUAAUGGAAGCCAAGUAAGGCAAUUACUACCUCAAGGAAGUGAAAAUCAAGAAUUUAUAAGUUUAUCUAAGGAUGGCCAUAAUGCACAACAUUUUCCAUGGAGCACCUAUUCUAACUCUAUCAAUAAACAACAUUAUCAACCUACUUCAUGCAGUCCUGUCUUCAAGAUGUUUGGUGCCGAGGUACAUGAUAAAAAAGAUAAAAUGCAAGAAUUCAUACACCAAACUCAAGUAUCAAAGCAAAGUGAUGUCAAAGCCCAACUAAAAAGAUUGAAUGACAAAAAACAAUUGCCAAGUUUCCUAGAGCUAAAGCUAAGUCAAAAUUCAGAAAAUGUCAAGGAAAAGACAAAUGUGGAUCCAGAAAGUGAACAAGAAACCAAUACAAUGCUUUCUCUUUCAUUGUUCUCUUCCUCAUCCUCAAAUUCAAAGUGACAUUGAGAAACAAGAUUAGUGAAAAAUACAUAGAAAGUACCAUGGUUGAGAGAUUGAAAAUGUUUACAACAUUGUGCAUCAACAAGUCAUUUGGGCUAAGUACUUGAGAUCUGACCAUGUCAAAAUUGAGCAUAGGAGUGAGAUCUUUUAAGUACUUGCUUUAUCGGACAACAAAUAUGCAUGCAAAGGCCUUUGUGGAUUUUUGAACAAAUUAAUUUAAUUUGAGAAUUUCUCAUCUCACUCCCAAUGUUCUCAUAAACCCCUUAAAAGUUCAAAAAUAUGUCUACCAAAUCGAUCAAUCUAUUAGUAAAAAUUGUUAGUUUUCAGAA